GUAGUUCUAACCGACCACCGUGAUGGCCGAGCUACUCCUGGAUUCCGACAUAAGAAUAUGGGUUUUUCUCCCCAUUGUGCUCAUCACUUUCCUCUGUGGGAUUGUGAGGCAUUACGUGAGUGUCUUGAUAUCCACGCAGAAGAAGGUAGAUCUGACCCAGGUCCAAGAUAGCCAAGCCAUGAUAAGAGCAAGAAUGCUGCGUGAGAAUGGAAAAUAUUUGCCAAAACAAUCUUUCCUCAUGCGAAGACAUUUCUUCAAUAAUGAAGAGUCGGGUUACUUGAAAACGGUAAAGCGUUCAGCAGCUCCACAGCCCAUGACGGAUCCAAAUAUGAUGAUUGAGAUGCUGAAGAGUCAACUAACGAAUGUGCUGCCCAUGAUAGCCAUUGGUGGAUGGAUCAACUGGACCUUUUCUGGAUUUGUUACCACCAAGGUUCCUUUCCCCCUAACCUUGCGGUUCAAGCCUAUGUUGCAGCGAGGCAUUGAGUUAGUGUCUCUAGAUGCCUCCUGGGUAUCUUCAGCUUCCUGGUAUUUCCUGAAUGUAUUUGGACUUCGCUCUAUUUACACGCUUGUCCUCGGAGAAAAUAAUGCUGCUGACCAAGCUCGCAUCAUGGAGGAGCAGAUGUCUGGUGCGGCCAUGGCAAUGCCACAGGAUCCCAAAGCAGCAUUCAAGGCAGAGUGGGAAGCACUUGAAAUUGCAGAACAUAAAUGGGCCUUGAAAGAUGUGGAGGUGGACCUUCUUCAGAAAGCAGAGGUUGACUGCCUCUUUGAUUCAUUUUCAUUCGCAAAUAAUACUUAAAAGCGUCAUUUCCUUUUUAGAAAUUAUGACUUUUCCACAAAAUCAGUGGUUGAAGUGUCAUAUUUGAACAUCCAGUAAGAAUUUACAUUGUUAAGUUAAAAAGAAAAGUUUGCAUGCAUAUUUAUAAAAGUCGGUUCCACAGAUAUGUGUAAGUUGAGAAAAUGUGAUGGAUGAAUGUAAAUUUUGAAGAAUACGAAUAUUUGAUAUGUCACAUUUUGUUGAUAAUAAAGAAGUAACUUGAAAAUUUUA
Messenger RNA from Penaeus monodon (black tiger shrimp), 1045 nucleotides. It is a transcript of the gene EMC3, whose product is annotated as ER membrane protein complex subunit 3-like. The record is from RefSeq and is a predicted model, not a curated record. Gene Ontology annotation, cellular component: EMC complex; membrane. The coding region runs from base 23 to 796 and encodes 257 amino acids. The transcript has 5 exons. Gene Ontology annotation, biological process: protein folding in endoplasmic reticulum. Lineage: Eukaryota; Metazoa; Arthropoda; Malacostraca; Decapoda; Penaeidae.